CCCGCCUUCAGCCGUAUAUAAGCCAACCCGCCCAGCUUUCCAGCAUUAUUCUCUCGUCCUUACGCUCAGAAGCAACAUCAACUCGGCAACAUGCGUUCCCUCGUCAUCAUGAGUGUAGUACUUGGCGUGGCAUUCGGCCAAGGAUUUCCUCGCGAGACUCCUGAAGUACAUGCUGCCAGAAAUGCCUUCAUCCUGGAGUACAACCGCCUGGCGGAACUAGCGGCCCUGGCACCUGACAUACACAUCUAUCACGCAACUCCCCGCCCUGGUGCAGCCCAUACAUCCCUCCCCAGUCACGUCGCUGCCCCUCCAGCCUUCAACGCCUACUCCUUCUCAGCUAGCUUGGGCGGCAACCAACAGUUCAUUCCUGGCCCUAACACCUUUCCCUCCACUGGACACCAUGCUGGACAUCUCGCCGGACAUCUCGCCGGACACCACGCAGGACACCGGGCAGGACACGUCCCCGCCCCUCAGCCAGCCACUCACCGCUUUGCUGCUUCACCUGAUACCAUCAGUAAGUGGACGGGUCCCCUAGCGGACGAAGUGCCCGCAGGCGUCCAAGGUAACGUACAGGACACCGCUAAUGUAGCCGCCGCCAAGGACGCCCACUUCCGCGCCCACGCCGCCGCCCUGGGAAUUAGGGUGUAAGUUGUCCGUCCAUUAUCUCAUAGGGAGAUCCGGGGAGGCCUCGUCAGCAGGCAGUCCCCAUCAUCCCGUGCCAAAGAUGAUCGUUAUGCUUCUGAAAAUAAUCUCUAUCUUUUGUACAAUAUAACUCUAUCGACUUAA
Messenger RNA from Homarus americanus (American lobster), 786 nucleotides. RefSeq lists its product as uncharacterized. NCBI's taxonomy places the organism in Eukaryota, Metazoa, Arthropoda, Malacostraca, Decapoda, Nephropidae. The transcript is spliced from 2 exons. Bases 91 to 648 code for a protein of 185 amino acids. The record is from RefSeq and is a predicted model, not a curated record.